AUGACAGAAGGGAACAAAACUGUCAUCUCCCAGUUCCUCCUCUUGGGCCUGCCCAUCCCCCCAGAGCACCAUCACCUGGUCUAUGCCCUGUUCCUGGCCAUGUACCUCACCACCAUCCUGGGGAAUCUCAUCAUCCUCAUUCUCAUUCUAUUGGACUCCCAUCUGCACACACCCAUGUAUUUGUUUCUCAGCAACUUGUCCUUCUCUGACCUCUGCUUCUCCUCUGUCACAAUGCCCAAAUUGCUACAAAGCAUGCACAGCCAAGUUCUGUCCAUUUCCUACACAGGUUGCUUGGCACAACUGUACUUUUACUUGUUUUUUGCAGACUUUGAGAGUUUCCUCCUAGUGGUCAUGGCCUAUGACCGCUAUGUGGCCAUCUGCUUCCCCCUUCAUUACACCAGCAUCAUGAGUCCCAAGCUCUGUGUGUGUCUGGUGAUGCUGCCCUGGGUUCUGACCACAUUCCAUGCCAUGUUACACACCCUGCUUGUGGCCAGAUUAUCUUUCUGUGAGGACAAUGUGAUCCCCCACUAUUUCUGUGACAUAUCUCCUCUGCUGAAACUGUCUUGCUCUGACACACACGUUAAUGAGUUGGUGAUAUUUAUCAUGGGAGGCCUUGUUAUUGUCAUUCCAUUCCUUCUUAUCAUUGUGUCGUAUGCACAAAUUGUCUCCUCCAUUCUUAAAGUUUCUGUUCAAGGCGUUCGCAAGGUCUUCUCUACCUGUGGCUCCCACCUGUCUGUGGUCUCACUGUUCUAUGGGGCAAUUAUUGGUCUCUACUUAUGUCCUUCAGCUAAUAAUUCCACUGUGAAGGAGAUAGUCAUGGCAAUGAUGUACACAGCGGUGACUCCUAUGCUGAAUCCCUUCAUCUAUAGCCUCAGGAACAGAGACAUAAAGGGGGCAUUGACGAGAGUUCUUUGUGAGAAGAAAAUUCCCUUAUGUAUUUGA
Messenger RNA from Alexandromys fortis (reed vole), 942 nucleotides. RefSeq names its product olfactory receptor 1468-like. The record is from RefSeq and is a predicted model, not a curated record. NCBI's taxonomy places the organism in Eukaryota, Metazoa, Chordata, Mammalia, Rodentia, Cricetidae. The transcript has a single exon. Gene Ontology annotation, molecular function: G protein-coupled receptor activity; olfactory receptor activity. Gene Ontology annotation, biological process: G protein-coupled receptor signaling pathway. Bases 1 to 942 code for a protein of 313 amino acids. Gene Ontology annotation, cellular component: plasma membrane.